Messenger RNA from Oncorhynchus tshawytscha (Chinook salmon), 9736 nucleotides. Its product is annotated as potassium/sodium hyperpolarization-activated cyclic nucleotide-gated channel 4-like. Gene Ontology annotation, cellular component: membrane. Bases 1 to 3765 code for a protein of 1254 amino acids. Gene Ontology annotation, molecular function: monoatomic ion channel activity. The transcript is spliced from 9 exons. Gene Ontology annotation, biological process: monoatomic ion transport; transmembrane transport. Lineage: Eukaryota; Metazoa; Chordata; Actinopteri; Salmoniformes; Salmonidae. The record is from RefSeq and is a predicted model, not a curated record.
AUGUUCGUCCACCACCCUGCCCUGCGCUGCCCUGCCCUGCGCUCACUGCCCUGCCCUGCGCUGCCCUGCCCUGCCCUGCGCUCCUGCCCUGCCCUGCGCCGCUGCCCUGCCCUGCGCUGCCCUGCCCUGCGCUCGCUGCCCUGCCCUGCGCUCGCUGCCCUGCGCUCGCUGCCCUGCCCUGCGCUCGCUGCCCUGCCCUGCCCUGUGCUGCUGGAGUUGACUAUACUGCUACUGAUAGUGGGGGACCCGAUCAACAUCCCUAUGUGGUUCUACUGGGACCUGACCAUGCUGCUGCUGAUGGUGGGGAACCUAAUCGUCAUCCCGGUGGGCAUCACCUUCUUCAAAGACGAACACACGCCCCCCUGGAUCAUCUUCAACGUGAUCUCAGACACCUUCUUCCUCAUGGACCUGGUGCUCAACUUCCGCACCGGCAUCGUCAAGGAGGACAACACCGAGAUCAUCCUGGACCCACAACAGAUCAAGAUCAAGUACCUGAGGAGCUGGUUCGUGGUGGACUUCAUCUCCUCUAUACCUGUGGACUACAUCUUCCUCAUCGUGGAGACACGCAUCGACUCAGACUUCUACAAGACGGCCCGGGCGCUGAGGAUCGUCCGCUUCACCAAGAUCCUCAGCCUGCUCAGACUGCUCAGGCUGUCCAGGCUCAUCAGAUACAUCCACCAGUGGGAGGAGAUCUUCCAUAUGACCUAUGACCUGGCCAGUGCCAUGGUGCGUAUCGUCAACCUGAUUGGUAUGAUGCUGCUGCUAUGCCACUGGGACGGAUGUCUGCAGUUCCUGGUUCCCAUGCUGCAGGACUUCCCCCAGGACUGCUGGGUGUCCAAAAACAAAAUGGUGAACGACACAUGGGGACAGCAGUACUCCUACGCCCUGUUCAAAGCCAUGAGCCACAUGCUGUGUAUCGGGUACGGCAUGUACCCGCCUGUGGGCAUGACGGACGUGUGGCUCACCAUCCUCAGCAUGAUCGUGGGCGCCACCUGCUAUGCCAUGUUCGUGGGUCACGCCACCGCACUCAUCCAGUCUCUGGACUCCUCCCGUCGGCAGUACCAGGAGAAGUACAAACAGGUGGAGCAGUACAUGUCCUUCCACAAGCUGCCGGCUGAUAUGAGGCAGAGGAUCCAUGACUACUACGAGCAUCGCUACCAAGGCAAGAUGUUUGAUGAGGAGAGCAUCCUGGGAGAACUCAACGAGCCACUCAGAGAGGAAAUCAUUAACUUUAACUGUCGAAAGCUGGUGGCUUCCAUGCCACUGUUUGCCAACGCGGACCCCAACUUUGUGACUUCCAUGCUGACCAAGCUGCGCUUCGAGGUGUUCCAGCCCGGAGACUACAUCAUCAGAGAGGGCACCAUCGGCAAGAAGAUGUACUUCAUCCAGCAUGGAGUGGUCAGCGUUCUCACCAAGGGCAACAAGGAAACCAAGCUCUCAGACGGAUCCUACUUUGGGGAAGUGGGCCAACGUUGGCAUAGCAUCAGCCCUACACGACAACAGGAUCUCUACCUUGACCAUAGUGAACACGUCAUCCUGCCGUGUCGACGUUCCUCUCUUCCUGUGUCCUGUGCAGAGAUCUGUCUGUUGACGCGGGGUAGAAGAACAGCCAGCGUCAGAGCAGACACCUACUGCCGUCUGUACUCUCUGUCUGUGGACAACUUCAACGAGGUCCUGGAAGAGUACCCCAUGAUGAGACGGGCCUUCGAGACCGUGGCUCUGGACCGGCUGGACCGCAUAGGGAAGAAGAACUCCCUCCUGCAGCACAAGGUGCAGCACGACCUAAGCUCCGGCGUUCUCAACUACCAGGAGAACGAGAUCAUCCAGCAGAUUGUGCAGCAUGACAGAGACAUGGCCACCUGUGCCCACCUCCUCCAGAACAUUCCUCCACCUCAGCCCCCGUCUCCGGGGCACACCCCCGUCAUCUGGGCUCCCCUCAUCCAGGCACCCCUGCAGGCUGCUGCCGCCACCACCUCUGUGGCCAUCGCCUUGACGCACCACCCCCACCUCCCACACCUCCCCGCCGCGCUCUUCCGCCCACCGGUCACGGUCCUGGGCUCCAGGAACCUCCAGGACCCUCCCCCCGGCCGGCUGAAGAAGUUCCACACGUCGGCGCCCACCUCCUUCAUGGGACCUGACUCCCCCUCCAGCACCCCAUCUAAACUGCACUGCUCUGGGAUGGACACAGCCCUGCUGGCCUCCUUCCGGGCCCACCACACGACUCAGGGGUCAGGGGCAGCCAGCUCCAGUCAGCAGGCGUCCAGCAGCAGUGGAACCCAGCCUGGGCCUAGUGGGGCCUCCGCCUUUCCCUUUGGGCCUUUCUCCUCCUCCGGGGGCUCUCCUUCCCACAGCACGGCCCAGCUCCAUUCACAGCCCCAGACGCAGCAGCCAUUCCGCUGCACCACCCCGCCUCUCGCUGCCCUCUUCCAGCAGGGAGCUGUGGGGGGAGCAGGGAUGGGUGGAGCAACAGGGGGAGCUACUGGGGGGGCUACAGGUUGGUCUUCAGGAGGCGCUACUGAAGGUGAAGUAGGAGGAGCAAUAGGAGGGGCUGAUGAGAGGGCCACAGGUGGGACAAUAAGAAGGGCCACUGGUUGGGGUAGACGUGGAUCUAUAGAAGGAUAUACCACUGGAGGGCAUAUAGGAGGAGCCACUGGGGGGUACUCAGGAGGGGAUAGUGGUGGGCACAUUAGAGGAACUAGUGGAGGCCAUAUAGGAGCUACUGGUGGAGCAAUGGGAGGGGCAGCUAGAGGGCAUAUAGGAGGGGCAAUGGGAGGGGCUAUAGGUGGAAUGACAAUUGGAGUUCUGGGUACCUCUAGUUCUGGUUGUAGUAUCAGCCCCCAGUCCAUUGGUUCAUCCGGCAACAUUAACCCCUGUCAGCUGCUCCACAGCCAGCUGCCCCCCAAGCCUCCACAGGUGGGCUCCCUGCAGCAGUUUGCAGGCGGGGGCAGGACUCCUAGUGCAUUCUACCACUCCCCCCCUCCAGGCUCCCCAUCCUCCUCCUCCACCCAGCAGGCCCCAGAGGGUUCCCCAUCUCCCCUGGCCCAGUUCAGCCUGGCAGGCUUACAGUCUGGACUUCAGUCUGGCCUCCAGUCUGGCCUCCAGUCUGGCCUGGUCCCUCAGCUGUCCCUGGAGAGGUCUGCCCUGGCCUCGUUGGCCCAGUACGGCUCAGCUAACGGCUCGCCCUGCUACACCCCCCUGGGGCCUAGCCCCACGGUCCAAAGCCCAGUCACAGGAAGGACUUUCCACUACAGCGACUCCUCCAGUGCCACUGGGUCCCACAGCUCUCUGCUCAUGCCCCAGACCUCCCUCCCCAGCCAGCAGCACGCAGCCGGCAGUGAGUCUCUGCUGGGGCUGGGCAGCUUCUCUGAGGAUAUGAACCUAUUGUCCUGUUCUAACCCCUCCCUGCCCCAGGAUGUGGCCCAGGCCAUGGGAUACUCCUCACUCCCACGUUCCUCACCCUCUCGCAGCUCGCCCCCACGCUCCUCACCCCCUCGCAGCUCGCCUCCACGCUCCUCAACCCCACGCUCCUCCAUGGAGCCAGGAUACUGUCUCUCCUCGCCCUACUCCUCCCCCAUCCUAGUGCCCAAACCCUGUAGCUCGGUGUCAGGACACAUGGCUCCUCCUGUCCCUGCCCAGAUGUCUCCAGGACAACUGCAGCACCAGACUCAGUCCCCCGUGGCCUCCCCGGCCCUGCCGCCACGGAAAGGCUCGGCAGCCCACUCUGAACUAGAACCUGUCCGCUCCAAACUAACCUCCAAUUUGUGAGGUUUGAUCACACCCUCCCUGGACUAGUACACAAACAAUCUUCCUGUAUGAUGUCAUUCUCUUUUAGGCUUCACUGUGUUCUAAUCGUUAUCAUUUCCACCAUCUUAAUAUUACUGUGAUUUAAAAGAUGACACUUAACCAGGUAACUUCUAGCUCCCUAGACUACUACACUUUCUUUGUUUUUGUUUUGUCCUUCUCCCUUUUUUAUUCAUACGUAUAUACAUAGAAAUAUAUUUAAAAGAUAUGCUAAUCAAGGGACAGGAGGGUGUGAACAGAAAAUGAUAUCCAUUUAAGAGAUGGUCAUUUCGUUCUUUCUAACUAUGCCAAAUUCAUAUGAUGGGGUUUGGUUUGAUGGUUAGAUGGACAACACAAUAGUACUUUUUUGCAGGAACCUAUGCACUACCUGCAUGUAUAGAUGCUUUUUUUGUGUGUUUUAAAAGAACAGAAUCAACCUUUUCAGUGGAAAAUACAUGCUUCAAUAAGAGCAGACUGACUUAUUUUUUCAUCCCAUACAGGAUCACAUGAUGUUGAUCCUUAAUCAACUAUUAUCAAUUAGAUGACUUAUUUAUCCACUGUAUAGACUUCACGAAACCUUCCGAGGUGGAGAAGAGAUUUUAGGAAACCAAAAAUAAUUUGCCUCCCCUUUGGCCUGUGUGUUGUUGUAUUGUCGUAAUAUUGGGGGGUGUUGAGUGGGCUACAGGCCCUCCAUCCCUGUAGUGAGACAGACAUCAAGUAUGAUGUGUUAGUGAUAGGCUUCCUGCAGUGUCCUCAACCCUGUCCUAACAAAUUCACUUUGUCUUCCAAGCUCAACAUGCCGCAAAUGUUUUGGAUGGACAAGGACAAGUUGAGCCCUGCAAUCUGUGUGCUAGUGGACAGAGUGUGUGCAUUUAUGUGUGUGUGUGUGAUAGUGACUGAGUGUGUGUUUGAGUGAUUGUCUGUGUGUUUAAGAGAGAAAGAGAGCGAGAGUAGUCUAAUGCACGAGAAGACUAACCAAGGAGGGUUUUGCCUUUUCACAAAACUAGGACUACCAUCCCAGCUUGUGUGUGGAAUUGUGUACCUCCAGGACUCUUCAAUCUCUCAAUGCUAGAAAACACUACACUCACUAGUGCUCCCAGAGCCAUCAAUCACACAUACAUCACAGUCAGAUAAUGUAGCGAACACACAGAAAAUAGACCAUUUGGACAUAAGCAAUUACGUUUGUUAUUGUAACGAUAUCAUAUACCUGUUGAAGUGCUGCUUGAUAGAAAAGAUCCACUCCAUAUUACUACCCACAGCUGUUAGACGGUCAACGUAGACAUUCUCCCACAUUGACUGCCAGUGUUGAGUUGAACAUGUUGAAUGUAUGCGCGUUUCAUAAUUUUUUAAAUUUAGAAUAAAUAUGGGUCAUGCGGUUUUACAUCAAGGAGGUACAGACAGAAAGACGGGUCGUGACGGAAUAAAAAUGGUAGUUGUGGACAAUUUCAUAGACCUGUAUGUUGAGGUUAAUCCCAGCGGACACGAAUGGUUGAAAUGACGUCAUUCCAGCCAGAUAGCAUGACUUCAUUUCAACCAACCAGCUGUAUGCCUGGCUGUGUGUUCUGGUUAGAUAGGUAGCAGUAAUCACCUCUGCUUCUCUCCACAGCCCAUCCCUCUCCUGCUCUCCUGCCCAUCAUAAGGAGCAGCAUGUUACCCUGGGUUCAGACAGCUGGGUCCAUCUCUAUCUCAGUCACACCACUCAGCCACAACACUCUUUUUUAACAACACAGCCCCUGACCUCUGACCCGUGUAGGCCAGCAUGGGCUAGUUGACAGAGGUACACAGUGACCACACUCUAGUCCCUCAUUACUACCUCCCUCAGCAGGCCUGUAUCAAGGGCUAACCACGCAUGCACACACACACACACACACACGCGCACACACUCAUGCACAUGCAUACACACACACAAGCCUUGGCAGUCUCCCAAUGCAAAUUGCAGUGUUGAAUUGAAUUCAUUUGAACAGAACAGUAAGAUUUCUAUUAAUUAAAAGGGCUUUUAAAAUGAGUUCUGUUCUCCUAUUGGAGUGAAUGCAGAUCUAAAGUAUCGGUUUUAAAUCAUCUCUCUUUCUCUCUCUCCCUCUGUUUGUUGUUGUUGUUUUACACCUGGUCUUCUUCUGCAGCGAGGUGCUAUCUAUCUAGAAAUAUCUGAAAUAUUUAUUCACUGUCUGUGUCUGUCUGGCAUGUGGCACAUGACUCCCUGACAGGCCGGAUUGACGGUGGGAAACCCACAGACAUCACCUCAGACAGACAGACAGGGAGGGAUUUAUUCUCUCCGAUAGAACACUCAGCAGCGUGAUUGGCUGGACACAGGGAGGGAACAGGGAAGUGAUCAGCUCCAGCAGAGGAAUAUUAAUGUCUGUAGUGUUUACAGUGCAAUCGUUAAAGACUGUGACUGCUGGAGCUGUUAAAACACAAAGCCAAUAGACUGCCAUGGCUGUUUCACAUCUGAACAAAAAAACAACAAGAACCUCAACCGGUUUGUUUAUUUUCCACAAUAUGACCUUAUUAAGUCCAAGAGUUGGGAAAGACUACUUUGGAUCGGGGUUGAGGGAGCUAGUGGUUGAGACAGAGGAGUAAAUGUGAGGAGACACUGAUAGAUUGGAGGAAUGACGUGGUUGGACAGACGGUCAGGGCGCUGACAGGUAGACAGCCAGCCCAUGGGGUUCGCAGGCUGACGAGCUGCUUGUUUUCUGGGGGACGUUGAAGGCAUGUCAACCCUGCCUUAUGAUUGUUCCUGAGCGCUGGUGUAGGUUUGUGGGAGGGAGGAGGAUAUUGAUUUGUGGGUAUUUGAGGCAGCUUUUGGGUGUUGCUAAGGUAAUGGUGUGUGUGCCUGUGCGUUUGUACAUGUGUGUCUGUAGGAGAGAUUGCAACCCAGCGUUCUCAACCCAGUGCCAGGGUCGAUGUCUGGGAGUGGUCGGUGUCUGAAGAUGGGUGGGCAGGGGAGGCACAGGUCAUGGCUUAAAGAGAGAUAGGCACAAGACAGUGAUCGAUUAGCUGGGUCUGGACCUGACCUGGAAGACCUGGGCCAUUAUCACACAUAAGGACGUGCAUAGUGUGUCAAUCAUUCCAGUCUGCCGCUGUCAUUCAGGGAGCUGUCAGUGUCCCGUCUGAAUGUACAUGACUCUGUCUCACCUAGGCCACACCUCCCUAACACUGAACUGUCUGGUCUUCCUUUGAUGCUAUUUGUUCUUCAAGUGGAUUUGGUUAUCUUUGGCCAUGUCUACACUUAACACUUACAUGCAACUUCUGCUAUCAGGAUAGGAAGAUUGCAUUGAAAAGACGGGUCUAGAUGCACAAAAGUCCCAGUGUGGCCCGAUUGUGUUCAGAUCUGCCUGACCACUUCAGGAGGUGGUCAGGGAUGUAUUGUGUGCUGAUUUCUCCUCAGUCUGGACACAAUCAGGCUACCGAAAGUGCAUACAGUGGGCGACGUCAUCAGCAAUCUGCCCACAAGUCUCCAGAAAACGUGUGUUUUGGGUGCGAGAGGCACCUUUUCAUAAUAAUGUUGGAGGAAAUACAUACCUAGCAUGGGAGGAACGUAUUUACUGGCUUCAUAAAUGCUAGCCAGCUAGCUAAAAUAAAAAAAAACACAAUGUUUUGUUUGGCUAGAGUUAUGCUAACCCGUUUGCAAUCGCUUUAGCUUUGCUAGCUAGCUUGCUGGUUAGUUACAGAGGUUAGUUGGCUAGCUACAGUAGUUGGCUACUGCCAUCAAGUUGUUUUGUUAAUAUCAGAUUUAGCCUGUUCCAACAUUUGCAGAAUGUAUACCGCAUUUGAAUAUAGGGAAAAGGGAACCCGGACACAAUGUGGACACGGUAGACAUUUAAAUGUAGGUGUAGAGGUAUGAGGUGUUCAGAAUUGAUCAGAACUCCAUGAUCAGAAUACACAAGCUGCAUGAACUGUCAAGUCUAGACAUGGCCUUUGAUUAAUUGCUGCUGAUAAAUGUGUAGCUUUCUAUAGAUUGUCUUUAAGGAUGUCUGUGGGGAACAGAGGCAAACAGAGGCAUACCAACUUCAUGUCCUUGGAGAUUUCAGAGCUCAUCCAUAAAGACCAUCUAUAGUAGACUAUAAAUAUACUUAAUUCUACAAAACAGUGAACCGUGUUUGAAUUCUACAUAUCAGAGACUGACUCAAUAUAGAGUAGAGCUAUUUCCAUUCCAUUUCCCUUUUACAUCCAUCCAACAUGGGAAGGUUGAUGUGUUGUGGAAUGCCAGAGAAAGCAUAUGAAGGACAUAUCAAGGUACAGUGAGAGCGUGGCAACUAAAGACUACUCAAUCCAAAUACAAACCGCUCCUCCAUUCUGAAUUCAUUUCAGGAUAGGCAGACAUAACCCUUGGAUGUUGUCUUUCUAUAAUUCAGUAAAAACAGACCAAACAAGUUUACUGUAUAAUGGCAGGGUGGAAGUUUGUUCUCUUUCCUUCCUUCUGCCUGCAGAUGUAUGUCAUUGUGUUCACCUCUGUCCAGAUCACGCCAGGGCCUUAGUGUGUUAGCAUGCUCUGGUCCUAUAGCACUAGCCAGGGCUGGAGAGCUGGAGGAAGUGGAGGGAAUGGGAUUCUGUGCUGCUGUUGUAGUGCUUCAUCCCAGACUCUUGUCUGUAUGGGAGACUUGGAGAAGCUUCUCCUGGCAUACCCAGCAGCAUUUCCAAUUCAGGGCGGUCUCUGUAACACAACACAUUUUGAUUCCAUUUGGACCACUCCCAAUUUCCGAACCUAAUCUUUGCCUCCCCACUUCCCAUUGUGCUGUAUUACUGGGCCGUGAAUGUGGGUGGGGGAAUCCAGUGGUGCACACUAAAAGGAAAUCAGCUGCAGUGAUUGAGGAUUAGAGGUAACAGCAGCAGAAUUGAACCUGCUAUUUCGGAGGCUGGGAGGAGAGAAACCGUUGUGUUUACUAGACGCCUUCAUAACUCAUUUAGAACCACAGAUUCAUUCUUAACCUUCAACCAACAAACCAUCCCAGCCUAUGUAGGCAUCUGAGGCAGGGACACAUGUAGCAACAUAUUUCAAAUAGAGAAAUCGAAUGUGGUUAAAACUACUGUUUAUGGCAGGGCCUGAUGCAACUGACCUCUUUUCCACUCUACUUCGGUCAGAUAGAAUAACAUGAAAAUGAUGUGAGUUUAAUCCCUAAGUAUGCUGUUGGGAGCAGUGUUAAGGGUGCAACCCGGAUAUGGCCCAGUUUAGUGAGAGUGUAGCAAAUAUGAGUGUGUCAAAUCAAGGAUGGGUGGUACGCAUGAGUGUGCAAUUCAGAACCGCAUCACCUAGCAACACAGAGGCGUCAUGGGUGUUAGUCAAACAAGGCUGCUUUGGAGCAAGACCUUCCAGUCCUCCUCACUGGCUUAGGGGGGAAAGGGCAUACAGUACAUGGAGUGGAGGUGAACCAACCUGCUUCUCUCUUACUGUAGCUUUCGUUAUGCUGAAUUAUGUAUAUCUCACAUACUCUGAUGAUACUUAGGAUCAUAUGUCAAUGUAUAUUUACGUAUACAGAUUUAUAUAUUUCCAUAGGACCUAUUUAUAUUUCUGUAUUUAUUUUAGAUUCUUAAGUGACGUCAUCAUCACCAUGAUAAAGAUAAGCAAUGUUCACCAAACUGUGUGUAUGUACAGAUUCAUAUCAUCAUUAUGGUUUUUAAACGAAACACAUGGUUUGCAUUGUAUAAUCUCUUUGACUUUGGUAAUGUGCAGGAGUGGGACAUGACGCGCUACGGUACAUCACUUUCUAUCAGAUGGCUUUGUUCUGUUUUGUAACCGCAGUGACAGUCCCACAGCUCUCACACAGACACAUCUCUGCGGAGGACAGUAUUUUUGACUGCGUUGCUAUUGAUCAAUGGAUAUCAAUAUAUAUUUGCUGUGUUUAAAAUGGGAACCAUGGGAUAUAGCAAUAAGGGAGAUGUACAGGUAUGUUGUGACUGGCUGUGUUUACCAGGCACUGUGCUAUCAGCACGACCAGCGCUGUCCAGUAACAAUGUGGAU